GACCCCACCUGGCUUCCUAAGGGGCAAAAGUACAUGUUGUUUCUCUUAGUUGACCUUUGUUUCAUAUUUGCCCUAUAUUCUAAAGCAGGAUAUGCCACUGCCUCAAUUCCACAGGCAAGGGGCUAUAAAUAUACAGCCAAAUCUUGUGUUAGAUUUUUUUGAAGAGAGAGCGAGCAGUGGACUUACAGACUGUAGAUUCCCUACGGCAUCUUCUGGAAGGAGAAGGGCCUUUGACUUCUGCUGGUGCCAUGUAAGAUAUAUCCUACUGCCGGGCAUUUCCUGUGUUUAUUCCUUGAUUGUACUCCUGUUGUUUUAUAAAUCAACCCAAAUGUUUAUUUCAUUAAAUUGGCAUAAUCUGAGGAGGGGCUCUUAUUUCACCCCAUGUUCUACUGCUGUACAAUUAAUAGCUCAUAAUUCCUGAAAUAUUACAUCUCUGGGAAAGCCUUCUUGAACAAAAGCAUUUUCAGUGAGCACAUGAACAUCACAGUGCUGGGUGCCUGUCUAAUUUCAGCUGGCAACUGGUUCCAGAGGGUUGGAGCUGCAACACUAAAUGUCUGAUUUCUAGUCCAAACUAAGCCCACCUCUGGGUCAUGCCAUGUGGUCAGCAGUGCCCCAACGGAGGAAGGCAGUUGCUGGGCAGCGAUAUAUGGGUGAGGCAGUUCCUUAGCUAAUUACUGAGGACCCCCUAUUUUUCAAAGGCCAAGCCAUGGACCCUCAACUUUUGAAAAUUUUGAUAACUAUGAUAGUUACCUCUGCAAAGCAAUGUUGAGGUAGCCCCUAAUAAGCAAAGGAUUUUAGGUACCGUAUACUAAAAAAACAGGCUAGGGCUGGUUUUCAACAUCCUGAUAAAUCAGCAGCUAAACAGCAUGAUAUUUUGAUAUAUCACAAUGUCUGAAAUUGGAGAUCAGGCAUGGAGAUGAGGGAAGAAGCAGCCAUAGAGAUCAGAUGGGGGUGGGGAGAGGAAGCGGAGUCACCUCCACCUCAUGUUUUGAGUGGGAGGGGAGAGGGAUUGGGGGCUGGCAGCCAGAGAAGAUGCAGUCCACUGUGUCUGCUGCUGCUUUCCUGCUGACUAAGAAGAGCUGUUCCGCCCUGAAGUGAGGGUGAUCAGCUUUUAUCCAUCAGUGUGAGGGGAAGGCAGCACCUCACAAUCGGCUGCCCAGCUUUUCCUCACGCAAGGAGCGAUGUAUUGCUGCAUGUUGCUCUGUCAAAAUCGUUACCACGUUGUGAUUCAAAACCGAUUUUGGCCAAUAUAUUGAAAAAUUGCACAGAAGUAAAACAGACCAUAAAAUUGUGAUAUCACCAUGCAAAAAUGAUAAAAAAAUAGGGGGGGGCCAGGCAAGGGAACCACGGCCUUAGGUGACUGUCUGGUGCAAAGAGUCAGAACGGUCUCUGAAGUUUUCAAGUCCGUGGCUUCAGUAAAUGAGCUGACCCAGAAUGUUGGAAGAGAAGCUGCAGAAAGAAAUUGAGACAUUUUUAAGGGAAAAUUGUGGAACAACAUUCCCUGCUACCUGGCCAAUUUGCUGACUUUUAUUGCAGAUAAUAUAAUAAAGAUGUUAUUAAAAGUACAGUAAUAAAGAGAGAAAUAGUUAUAAAUAAGAAUAUAAUAAAUAAUAAUAAUACUUUACUUAAUAAUCAUGGAAAGAUAUGUCCAUAAAUGGGCAUGUUCUCCUAUGGACAGAGAGCCACAGAAAUAAAACAGACAGAUGACUCAAGAGACCCAGAGGUGUGCUUCACCUCAUAUGUUUUCACACGCAAGGUUUCCGAAACAGAAUCUCAAUCGCAAAUGGCAUAUUUAAAUUAUGGAUUGCAGUGUGCCUGUCAGAGGACACAAAUUGCGCACCUUCUGCCGUGACUCUUGCAGCGAAGGCAUGCAUGUGACUUGGCCUGCCCUGCCUCUCUUUGCACUGGCAUCCGCAAAAGGGUACAGGCAGGGUCUGAUGACACAGCCACACAUUUAAAGGGAAAGCGGGCGAUCCGGGAAGGAUUAACAACAGAGCAGAAGCCACCGCAGGGGAAGUGGAUGGUGGCUUUGUAAGGGGAAAAGAUGCAUAUUCAGGAAAAUGCAUAAGACUGCCAUCUUAAAGGGUUUGGUUUAUAUCUGCAAGAAAAGAAAGGCAAUUGAAAUGUGGGCAUGCCUCAGGUUUGGUGUGCCGGGAGAAGCGUGAGUAUCCCUCUAAACUGAUGCCAUGCACACGCUCCAACCAUCUCAGGAUGAUGACAGGCACAGGAGGAGCCGUCAUCUGCAGCCAAGAGAUAGAAAGAAAAAAUAGAUUCUAGGGCCCGCCCUAGCCAGAUUCCCUUCUCACCCAGCAGCAGGCAAAAUUCCCAUGUAACAGAGGCAAUCCUGCCACCAGCUGCCUCUGCCAGCCUAUUUAGGGCAUCAUUAAGGCUGCUCAAGUGUGAUCAGACUUCUCCGGGAAAUGUUUAUGUGCAAAUGUCACCUAUUGUGCUCUUCUGCAGUUCCUGUUCCUUUCAAAGAGCCUCAUGCAAGGGGACUCCCUAAGGAUUGGGCCCCAUAUAAAUUAGUGCAUUGGGUGCAGUUUGGAUUUCUCACCUCCCAUCAGACUCCACAAUCUCUUGGAACAACCCUUCCUGAUAAUGUCAAAAUGUUUUGUUCUGAUUAUAUUUUCUGUUUGAAGUUUUUUCCUGGCAAUUUUGAAAAACUCAGCCUUAAUGCCAGACAAGAAGCAGCUGUAGAUUCAGACCAGGUAUUAUGAGUGCACAUACACCAAACGAGCCAUCAUGCAUGGGACCAGGCAACUCCACAGCACAGACUCUUGGUUCAGCUCCAGUGCAGUCACCCACAGUGUAAUUUAUUGUUCACAAAAUCAUAACACACUUUCUGAAUCAAGAGAUGCUUGAAGAAGACCAUCUGCAAUUCUCAGUCAGCACUGAGCAACUGCUAGCAGAGAAUGCAAAUUAAAAUUGAUUUUCAAUAUGUGGUUAUUGUACUAAUCAGUUAAUGUGCUAUUGCUUUCUAAUGAGAAAUGGUCUGGUAUCAGAAGACCACCUUACAGUGAAUCAGAUCAGGCCAGUAGUCCAUUCAGUUGAGGGUCAUCAUUUUGAGCCAAACCCUGUUCUGACAAGGCUCGUAAGCAGCCUUUACCAUGUCACAGGUACCCCCUGAGCAUGUGCAGAGUGUGCACAUGUCCCUUGGAGAGACAACUUUACCAGAUGUACACAUCCCCAGAGGUUGGCCAAGACUGGUCAGUACAAAUGGCAAUGCUGUUUGUCUUCAUGACAACAUUUACAGGUAGCAGAAGUAGUGCAAGAAAGAUUUAAUAGUGCCCUAAGUGAAAAUGGACUUUCCAGAUGUCUGGUUUUGGUUUCACAUGGGUAAGAAGCAUGGGAAGGGAGACAAGAAGGAGGCAUAUAUAAGGGAUCCUGAGGGUCAUCUAGUCCAACCCCUUGCAAUGGAGGAAUCGCAGCUAAAGCAUCCAUGACAGUUGGCCACCCAACCUCUGCUUAAAGACCUCCAAGGAAGGAGAGCCUACCACCUCACAAUGAGUUUGUUCCACUGUUGAACAACUGUUACCAUCAGAAAGUUCUUCCUGAUGUUUAGUCGGAAUUUCCUUCUUGUAAUUUGAAGCCAUGGGUUCGGGCCAAACCUUCCAGAGCAGGAGAAAACAAGCUUGCUUCAUCUUCCAUGUGACAGUCCUUGAUAUAUUUGAAGAUGGCUAUCAUAUCUCCUCUCUGUCUCCCCUUCUCCAUGCUAAACAUACCCAGCUCCCUCAACCGUUCCUCAUAAGGCUUCCUUUCCAGACCCUUGGUCAACGUUCCAGCGUGUCAAUUUCCUUCUUAAAUUGUGGUGCCCAGAACAUCAAGUGUGGCCUGACCAAGGCAGAAUAAAGCAGGACUAUACUAUUACUCCAUAUGCAAAGUACCAAGCCUUUAUAAUGCAUUUCAUUUCAGUUGGCAUGGAAUAUCCUUUGACCUCCAUUCAUGGAAGCUGCCCAUUAAAAAAAAAAAGAACUGUGCGUAUGCAAAUUUGUGGCCUUGCAAAUGAGCCUUCCACCUUUUCCCUCAUCCAUUCUCAAGAUGGCAAUUAAUGCUGGGACAUUUCCUUCAGGGUGACCUAGUUUUAAUUAUCUCUGCAUUGCUUCCGGAUUAUCUUCCUGGAGCUUUUUUCUAGUGGGAGUAGGUUGAAUCAAAACAUACCAUUUGGGACAGGCAAUAUAAAAUCCUGAUGUUUACCAAUCUAUAGGUUAUUUCCCCCCAAAUGCCAGCAUAGAUAAGUGUCAUUAACUUUAUCCAUAUCCAAUUUCCAUCUGUGGCAUUUAGAGGGAAAGGAGAAACUACCUCUUUCCCAUGACUCUCGUUGAUGUCAUCAGUUUAAUGGAAAUUCCUGCGUGGCCCUCCCUUAAUCUCAGCUCCACAGCUGUUGCAAACCACACUGAAUUUUCCUCCAGGAACAGAAGGUGUCUGUGUUGCUGGGUUUUCACGGGUGGCCCAAGACUCUUGCACUGGAGUGGUUGUUCUUUUUGGAGGAGGGUGUGGUUGCUAUUGGUUUCUUUAAAUAUUUAUUUUAGGUCUUCUUGUGAUUUAUGUGCAAAUUGUUCAGUUUGCUUGUGUGUUAAUGUUUGAUUUAUUGCUUAUGACUACUUUUGCUAUAAGGGAUGCAGGUGGUGCUGUGGUCUAAACCACUGAGCUUAGGGCUUGCCGAUCAGAAGGUCAGCAGUUUGAAUCCCCACAAUGGGGUGAGCUCCCAUUGCUCGGUCCCUGCUCCUGCCAACCUAGCAGUUUGAAAGCACGUCAAAGUGCAAGUAGAUAAAUAGGUACCGCUCCGGUGGGAAGGUAAAUGUGUUUCUGUGCGCUGCUCUGGUUUCACCAGAAGCAGUUUUGUCAUGCUGGCCACAUGACCCGGAAAAACUGUCUGUGGACAAACGUCGGCUCCCUCAGUCAGUAAAGCGAGAUGAGUACCGUAACCCCAGAGUCGUUCUCGACUGGACUUAACUGUCAGGGGUCCUCCAGCCCAUUCUUGUAGGCACCAGGGGUGAGCAGCAAACUUCAGGCUCAUGGGUCCUGCUCCUGCUCUUGGUUUAUUAGGAUGCCAGUGAAUGUCAUAGUCCAGCAAUCAGAGUGUGAAACGGUGUCAGGGGAAGGGCAACAUGUGCCUAGAAUUAAGGAACAAGGUGCUUCUUAGCAUUUGCUCAGCCCAGGGCUGUGUUUUUAUCACCAGAUCUAAACUUACAGUCCAGUCCCAGACAAAACUCCACUCCUGGUUUUCCCAAUAAACUUUCUUCAUCUCAAAACACACACACACACACAAAACCUGUCAGGGGUCCUUUACCUUUUUUUUUUACUUUUGCUAUGUUGUAGUUAUGGGUUUUCUUCCAUGUUGUAAGCUGCCUUGAGCAUGGUUUUAACAGUGGAAAGGCAGCAUACAAAUAAAUUUAUGUGUGCAUGUAUGUAUGCAUGUUGCUGUCUGAGGCAGAAUGGUGCCCCCUCCUUGUCAAGUUGCAAAAUACCCCCAAAGAUGCACGGAACUGGCUCUAAGAGGAGAUUUUGCAUUUAAGACAUGGGCCUCCCAGAGAGAGAACAUUAAAUUGUGCAACAAGGAAUUCUUGUGCUCAUGGAACAUUCUGGGUACCAUUACUGUUGAAUAAAAGCUGUAGGGUCCGUCCCCCCCCCGCCCGCCCGCCCGCCCAGAUCUCUCUUUCUGGCCAAGUAUUGUGAGGUUUGUGCUGUAAAUAUUAAAACAAAAACUAGGAGAGAUCAGCUGACAUGAGAGCCUUUUACUCCAUUAUUGUGCUUUGAAAAUGUAUCAACAGACUUGCAAAUAACUCUACACAAUUAAACAGUAAAUUUUAUGCUUGCCUCUGGAAGGCGCCCAGCUUUGAUAGUUUAUUUAAACAAAGAAAUCUGCUCUCUUUGCCCAACUCUGUGAGAAUAAAAAGCCCUCUGGCAAGCACCUUUUCUUUUGGUGUGCAAACAGCCUCCAGCAGAAAGAGGGAAAAGAAGUAUUUUCUCAGGAGAUAAUAUGAUAGCAGGGCUCAGAAAGGAAUGGGGACAGGGAUGGAAGGCCAGCAAAUGCCCUGAGGUCUGGUCCUGGGGGUUCCCUCUGCGUGAGAAUGUCUUUUAUAUCCUUUAAGUCUAUGUACAUAUGCACUGUCUCCUAUACGCAAACAUUCUGCACUCUCUCGCUUGGUCAUUACUAUAUCUCGUGUUAGACCUUGUGCACGUGAUAUGUGCAUGUAAUGGUUACCUUGCUGAACAUUAGCAAGUAGCAGGUUGGAACAGACAGCCAAUUUUUGCUAUGGAAGGCAGCAUCUAAUGUAGCACCACUAGGACCUGUUCACAAAGGAAAGCUUUGCUCUUUCGUGUGCAUCUUAUUGCAUGCAGUGGGGCAAUUGUGUCUCCCAAACUCAUUCUUUUCCUGUUUCGGGUAGGUGAUUGAUUCAGGAAACUGAUACAGUUGGGUAAAUGAUGUGGGGUGACAAGAAAUGUGCUUUUUCGCACCCCAGACCUUUGUGACAAUGGAGUCUGGUGCAAGUGAGAGAAAUCACACCCCAUUUCCCCCCAGUUGUAACCUAUUUUAAGGGGAAUGCAAUCAGGAAAAUGUGAGAGAGGACAAAGUCACCUUGCACCAGAAAUCUAGGUAUGUCAAGCAUCAUAUUAAUGUUGCUAAAAUCACCAAAGAGUGCGUUUCAUGCUGCUCUCUGGUUGGGCCUGCAUAAGGCACCACAGCUGGAAAGAUCAGGGGUCUCAAAUACUUCCCAACAACAAAAAAUUGUAUUCACUGAUUCUACACUAUGUCUUCAUUUGUGAAUAGCUGCAGAUGUUAGCGAAAGAAGGAAUAUUAUGCAGAAAGGGGUUGCGGAGGGGGUGAAGAACAAAUGUUGUAUGUUGCCAAGUGAGUCUGAGAGCAUGAGAAUAGGAAGGAAAGAACCAAUGGGUUAUUUUAGAACUAUACCCUAGUGGGCCUUGCAGAGACCUCACUUUUGCACCACGACUUUGCUUCCUGUUAAGAUCUGCCUAAUCAUUCACUACAGUUUCCUCCUCCUUCAAGCUAUAUUUUCAGUUCUUGCAGUCAUUUAAAAACAGAAAGCAAAAUGCCACUGUCCAUGGUCUCUUCCCACUGGCAGAAGCUCUUGCACUUUCAGCAGCGUCCUCCUAGGCCCCUCCAGUUCUUCAAAAACGCACAUUGGUAAUUCCAGUCAUUUGUAAACUUUUGGGAAUCGCUUCCUUCUCCAGGCUUUCCCUCUCUUUCCAGCUGUGUAUGAGCCUCUCCAUCUUGUCCUGAAAUAACCCUGUCAUUCCUGCCCUGGCCUACCCAUGUACACAACGCUGCUAGCGCCUGUCAAUCCCACUACAGCGUAGGCCCUCUUGCUCCAGGCGUCUGCUCCUCCCCCCUUGAGAUUUCUGCCAGUGCCUCUCUCAACUGCUUUCUGUAAUUUUGGGCCUCCCCUCAGACUUCUCUGCUAUUUUUGCUUUUGGAAACUGCAGCUCUGCCGGUCUUCCUCAGCCCUGAACAGGGAUGUCCUGCCAGUACUCUCAUCUCGACGAGUUUGAGUAAAAGAAAUUCAACUAUUUUGUCCUUUUUCUCUGUCUGCUGCAUUAUUAAGCACCUUCCAGCAGCCUCCUUGCUUCCGCUCUCUCUCAGCUGGUGUGGCUUUUGGUGUCAAGAGGCCCAGCAAACUUAGGCAGAAAUGCCACCCUGAGUUUCCAAGGGUUGUUUGCAAUUUUAAAUUGUAACUAAACUAUACCCAGAAUAGUUUGGAUUCAAAGGGUUGCCUAGGGAAUUCCUGAGAGAUUAAAGUCCUGUGGGUGCUUAUUUCCCUGAAGCUCACUGUGUCCUCCUUCCCUGGCCUACCCAACAAGAGACGCAGCUGAGGAACACCCUGGUUUCUGGCCCCAGCAAAUUUCCCAGAAGACUGGUUUCAGUGCUACAGGCCCAGCCAGGUUUUGGAUUACACGUGGAUCUAGUUCACGCAACCAGCAGAUCAGGUAGUAAACCACUUUCUGGACUUGCACAGCUUCAGACUGACUACAAGUAAGGGAUAAAAUUACUAGAUACUCCUCUGUAGGUUUGCUGGGAGGAAAUACAGUGGUACCUCGGGUUAAGAACUUAAUUUGUUCUGGAGGUCCGUUCUUAACCUGAAACUGUUCUUAACCUGGAGCACCACGUUAGCUAAUGGGGCCUCCUGCUGCUGCUGCUGUGCCGCUGCUGCACAAUUUCUGUUCUCAUUCUGAAGCAAAGUUCUUAACCUGAAGCACUCUUUCUUCUGGGUUAGUGGAGUCUGUAACCUGAAGCGUCUGUAACCUGAAACAUCUGUAACCCAAGGUACCACUGUACCUACAUAUAGAAAACUAGAUGUCAGAGAGAAAGGUGUCUAGCCUUCUUCCUGACAUGCUAGUUUUCUGUGUGUGUGGAUUUCUGUGUGCAAGUUGAAGCAUUCAGUCAUGUGAUCCCAUGCCCCUACGAUCUGAGAAGUAGAAGGGAGAGAAUUAGAUAACUGUGAUCUGUACAAUCAAGAAAAGGUCAUGGCUUGCCAGUAGAGAUUUCUUCAUCAUCUUAGUAUGUGUGUGAAAUGAUGACCAAGUCAGAUACACCACAAGAGAUAAGCGUAUAGCUUAUGGCGUGACUUAAGGGUAUUCCUUUCUGGCUUUGUCCCUAGUUGUCCCUGUUUCCAUGACAACAUUGAUCAGGAAAAAGCGGAGCUUGUGGCAAAGAUGCUGAAUUGGAGCAGCUUCUGAGUUGGAGUGAACAAGGAGGCCUGAAGGACUGAGAAAAUGAGACAAUAAGGUCACGUCUCCCUCGUAAGCACCCCUCUCUGGCCGCAUUUAGGAAGUGCUGCAACAACAUAAUCUCUCUUUUGCUCUGUGGUUUCCUUUCAGCUUCCUGAGAGCCCAUAUGUGGAGAAAUGUAUACAACCCUAAGUACUCAAAACUAUGAAGAUAAAAUUAUGCAAUUGUCAACACAACCAGUUCUGCAAAAUAUGUGAGUGUGUGUUUUUUUAAGGAUCUGGAAUAUUGGUUCCAGUUCUCUCAACAUCAAUACUGAGGCAGGAAGCUAUUGUAAAUGCUUUAAAAAAUGCUAAAUUGGACAAUUGACACUACCUCAGGUUUUGUGGAUCUUUGAAGUGGAUCACUGUGGCGCAAUCCGUAACAAAAAAAAUUUUGUCCUCCCACUGCAUGCCUUAGAAGUCAGAGCUGUUCUCAGGAAUGUGAUUUGGAAAGCUGUUGAAUGGGAGGGGAAUCAUUUUUUUUUACUUUUGAAAUUGAGUUUCUGAAUGUUUCUGGAGUGUUCAGAAGCAAUCAGUCUGCAUAGUCUACAAUAAUUCUAUAGUUUAUCUAGAACAUUAUUGAAUGCUUUCUCUCAACCAGGUCCAGCUAUUAGGGAGAUGAAGGAGGCUUCCUCAGGCAGCAGCUUCUGGUCCAGUUAAAGCCCAUAAUUUGGUUAUUGAAUGUAUUAUGAUGCCUUUAUAGCUGGGCUGGGGAUUUUAUUCUGAGCUGCAUAGGCCGAAAUGCCUUAGCCUGCCUCUGCUAGAGAUAAGCUCAAACAAAAUAUUCCUGCAUUGAAGAAGGCUGGACUAGAUGAUCCCUGGGGUUCCUUCCAACUCUACAGUUCUAGGAUUCCGUGCCAGAAAGGAGAAUACGAUAUAUGAAUGAUGUAGACUGCAGAAUCAAAGCAGCUGCAAAUUGGCCGGUUUCAUCUCCCCUUAGUUUUAACAAUCGUUGAUUAAUCAUCCUUUAUCUCUUUUAAGGUGGCCCCAAUGCCAAAGGAAUGACAAAAUUAGGCCUACUAAAAUUGCACAAAACGGGGAGCAACCUUUUGAGUUUUCCAGGGGCAAAAUAAAUAAAAAAAUUAUUAAUGAAAAUGGAUCCAGGCUAAAUCUGAGGCUGGGACCAUUUUAAUAGUAUCAGUUCCGUAAUAGCAAUUCCUUAGUGCUCAGGAACCGUGGGAACACUGGCCCGGCAUAAUUGUGGAACGUUUUAAUUUCUUCCCGGGUUUUUCUCUUCUGUCUCUGAUUCUCUCCCUCUCCUCCCUCCCCUAUUUCUUGCCGAAGCCCAAAAUGAGAACUCCUAACUAUUUCUUGAGCGUUUUCGCAUUCCCUGAGAAAGACAAGCGGGCUGCGGGGGAGAAAUCCUGGAAUGCUCCCUCCUGGCCGACAUUUCUGGGCUUUGGGGCGUCUCUGAAACAGAGAAAGGAAAGUCCUCCGCCCGAGGCGCGCACACCGAGAUGCAGGGGCGCGUCAGCAGCGCCCCGACGUCGCUCCAGCGGGACCGGACCGGGGCGGGGCCGAAGCUUGAAAUAGACCCGCGCCCGGCCGGCCCCGAAGGAGAGCGAGCAGCCAGCGAGGCGGGCGGGCGGGUUCGCGCAGCAGCAGCAGCAGGAAGCGACGUGCAGCGGAGGCGGCGCCGCAGCAGCAGCAGCAGCAGCAUCAGCGGCGGGCGAGGCGCGUGGCGGCUGCGCAUCCCGGGAGCAGCGGCGCUGCGCCGGCACUUUCUUCUCGGGCGGGCGCGGAGCGGAGGCGCGUGGCGGCAUGGAGAGCAAGAAGGUGAGGGCGAGGCCUCGGCGCAUCUCUCGGAGGCGAGCGGGGGAAAGGGCCGCCGGGCCCUCGAAUGGGAGCUGGGGCUUGGCCGGCUUGGGGAUGGAGCGGCCUGGGAAGACGCGCCCAAGACCCGCUCCGUUAUCUCCCGGUGCUGAGUGCUCGGCGGCCGUGCUUGGCCGCUUUCCCGCCUGGCGCGGGCCCGGUGAGGACGGGCUUCCAGGCGCGCGCCCGGCGGCACAACUGGCUGCUUCCCUUUAGCGCUCAGUAAAGAUGCCUGGCGGAGAUGGGCUUUCGACAGAGCAUUUGGGAUGCGGGCGGGGGCUGCUCCCUGCUGCCCUGAUCCCGGAGGGUGCUCUUAGAGAGCGUCUCUGCCAAGGUCAUUUAGAGGAUGGCAAAGACAUGCCCCUCUUGGAUGCAACAAGUGGUGCCCCUUGGAAGACUGCUCAUUGCCCGAGGGGAGCUUGGACGCCCUUAGUAAAAUGUGGAGGCGGAAGAGCAGAGCAUGGGGAAGGGAGAGAGCAUGCAUGUGCCCGGGAGCGCGCCUGCAGUUGGUGUGGGUUCCACCGUGAGGCUGCCAGGCCUCCCCACCCAGGGCUGCCUUCUGGACAGACAUUGCAGAGGGCAAAUACUGUUAGAUAGUAGCAACACAAUUAUGCUGGAUGGACAGCAGAGGAGACGUUUUUGGACAAAUGUUUCUCAUGGAAUUGCCAAGGCCUCUGCUGUCCUAUGACUUUGCAGUAAGAUAAGGAAGCAGCAGAAACCCCACAGUGAAGUAAUCCAGAUUGUUGCGUUUAAGGGCUGCCACAGGACACUCUUGAGAUGUCAGCCAAUUCAGAGGAGUCUACAGGAAAGCAGAGUUGUAGAAGGAGAAAAGUGAGGCUGCCUGAGGGAGCCUGGCCUGUAGGGAGGGGUGGGGGUGCACGUGCACACACUCACGUACAUACAUGCUAUACACGGUUGAACAGAGGACUGGAAGUAGAAGCCUCAGCCCCUUACAAUUACUUUGUCUUGUGGCUGGUCUAGGCUGAUGUAGUCCUGUGAUUCAGUGUGGGCUGGUAGACAGGAAGUCCUUGAUUCAAAUCAAGCCAUGAGACCAGGGAGCUGGCCUUGGGCAAGCUGGGGCUUCCCAUCUGCAAGAGAGAUGUGGUAAUGACACAGCUUACAUUUCUAAUGGUGAUGGUUACAGAAAUGGGAAGGGCUUUCAACACUGGAAAAAGUGCCAUAUCAGUUGCAAUAAUCAUUUGACUGUUUGCUGGGAGAUCUUAACCCUUCACAGCCAGCUUUGGGGUAUUUACGUACUGUACAUGUUUUUGUGUCUCAUGUUUCCCUUUGCAUUAAAAGAGAGAGGCUACCUAGCCAUAAAGGCAGGAUAUCUGUGUGCCAGGAUCCCAUCCCUACCAAAAUUUGUGGAAAACAGGGUGGGGAGAUUUAAAGCACAGAAGCUGUAGACAGGUGGGGCCAGGGUGGUUUUUUGGUUGUUGUUUUUUGGUGGAGAUGCUGGGGGGAUGAAGUGGGGCAAGGGCGUUGAAUCGCUUCGCCACCUUCACUAUUUUCUCCAGAGCAAACCUCUCUCCAAAAUGGGGGUGCCUGACCCAUGACAGAUUCAGGAAAUCUGUUUUGGGAGCACAUGAAGUGAUGAGGUGCGCUUGAGGUUUGUUACAAUUUGGGAUGCAGGUAUAUUUGGGUGGGAUCUACAGGUUUCAGGGGCUCCCACUGGACUGGGCCCACACAUUCUGCUGUGCUGUGUCUCACCUAGCGGCACAAAAGUCAUGCAGUACCUGCAAGUAGAUGGGCACACUUUAAAGGCCUGUGCCCACAUAUAUAUACAGAUGUGCAGACAUGCAUCACUGCUGCCCCUCCACAGCAUCCAAUCUAUCUUCUCAGAUUUCAGCCCCAGAAAGCCUGGGAGAAUUCUCCAGUGCUCUUGUCAUGUGGUCUGGAUCAGAAUCCAUGCCGUAAUAAAAAACGGUCACAAAUAGCAAAUCACACAUCAAAUUAAAACAGCCCUCCGAGGGAUUGUGCAAGUUGUAGAAGCUUGACAGUAACAGGGGGGGACAGGGAGGUCAUCUUUUUAUAUCUUUUCCAGUAACUACCCCCCCCCCCAAACUGCCUGGGGCCUUACCUGUGGCAAUUCCAAUGCAUGUGCUGGAGGAAGGGCUAAAUUGUCUGAUCUGUGGGAGAUUAAUGUUUUAAUUUUCUUCCAAUCCUGGAUAAGGUAAGGAAGAAAGGUUAACAAAUCCUGUGUUGGGCUCCAUUAGCCUGCUUUUCUUUGUCCUUCAGCACAAGCAUAUUCAGGAAAUCCUCAAGGAAGAACUUGUGUGUUGUGUGUCUGAUUUGAUUUUUACCCUUUAAGUGCUUGAAUGUUUUCUCCCAGACACAAGCUUCACCAGCUGUUGCCUAGGGAGGGAGUCAGCCAUUUUGAGGAGUUAACAUUUGCAGACAGCCAUCAAUUCAACAAUUUCCCACAAGUGUCUUUUUAUUAUUCUUCCUUUAAAAAAAAAAAUUGUGGUGACUUAGCAGUGUGUAAUGAAGAGCUGAAUGAGAAAUAUAAAUGCUCUUGGAUUAGAAUUUUUCUGUUGGGGUAAUGGUUCUCUGUAUUUCCUGCACUUUUUUUGUAGUGUCUACAAGUUGCAUUAUUUCCCAAGCAGAAUGGGUAACUUGGAAAGCAUUUCUCAUUUUUACUCAUUGAUUUCUAAGAAACCUUGGAUUGAGAUUGCUGCUUGUUCACAUGGGAAGCCAAUUGGGAAAAUGUGAAUUAACUGUUUUCUCUCCUUCCCUUCUAUUGCAGAAGAUAACGUGCCCGCUUGUCACUGCUGUGCUUGUUGCUGUCAUUGGAUCUCUCCAGUUUGGGUACAACACGGGAGUCAUCAAUGCUCCUGCAGCGGUAAGACUAUGUGCUGUGGGCUUUUAGGGGCUCCAUCACUGUCCUUGCCUUUAGUGACGACCAGGAAGUUGAGGAAGCCAUGAAGGGUACAAGAAGCAGAGGGGAAAUAAAUCAAAUCAUGGGGCACAGAAAUGUAGUAGUCAUGGAGACAGGGGAGAUGAAACUCAAGAACAAUUGACACCUGAUGUAUCCUUAACUAUUGUGCGUAUGAGGAAGAAAUAAAAAUAGGAUACAGUCUCUCCGGGAAGGAAGAGUGGUCCGAAUCCUCAUGCCUAAAUUCCACCAGCCACACAGGGAUUCCUGGCUUGAUAUCUGGUAGUCCAGACAAAGAAUGUAAAGCAUGGGUGUCACAGUGAUGGUAGCGCUAAACCUGCAACCAAACCCCAUAUUUCGAGGUAUUUCCGGUUCAAACUCCUCUUUAGCUGUUAACACCUUUCCAGAAAAAGGACUUGUUGUGUGAUAAAUGUAAUGGCCCUUCUUUUUGGUUGCAUGGGAUGCAAAGGUUUCCCCCAGUUCUGUUAGGGGGAUAUCAAUUUUCCUAGCAACCUAUUAUUGCUGACCAUUGCCUGAAAGUGGUCGUGCCCAUGGAAUCAGCACGGCUCAUCCUGUAAGGAGGGGAAGAACUGUGAAGAAAAUCUAGGAAAAACUACAGAUUACAACUCAUUGCCUGUUUUCUGACCUGGCCUUGAGGAAGGGGGAAAUUCAGAGCUUACAAGGGGCGUCAUAAUAUAAAAGCUGGGUAAACUCAGUUGGUAGAGCACGAGACUCUUAAUCUCAGGGUUGUGGGUUAGAGGCCCAUGUUAGGCAAAAGAUUCCUGCAUUUCAGGGGGUUGGACUAGAUGACCCUCAUGGUCCCUCCCAAAUCUAUAUUGCACACAUGUGCAUGCGCACACACACACACGUUAGGUGUUUCUGCCCUGCCUUUCAAACAGAUUCCCAGGACAGCUUCCAAGAAAAUUGGCAAAACUAGCAAAAAUACACAGAGACAAUAUACUAAACACAGCAAAAUCUGCAAUAUCCCUGCUCUAGGAUGGCCAAAACAUAAAAACGGCCAUACCAGGAUUGUUGGUGCUAUAAAGAGAGUUUUGUUGCAGUCGGAUGACUGAGGUGGGGACAGUGGGAGAAGAGCAGAUUUGAUGCUUAGAAUUGGGGUAAGAUUAAAUGAUUAACCUCCCAGGGACACACAUCUUUGGGGAUUUUUAUUUACAGUAUUCCACUCAUAUCCCACCUUUCCUUCCAAGGCGCUCAAGGGGCAGAAAUGGCUCUCCCCCUCAUUUAACCCUCACAACAACCCUGUGAGGUAGGCUGGAGGCAGUGGCUGGCAUCCAAGGUCACUCAGUGAGCGUCAUGGCCUAGUGGCGAUUUGAAUCUGGGUCUCCCAGGUCCAAGUCCCGACCCCCUCAGCGUGACACUGGUUGGAGGGGGAAGGAAGGUAGCUGUAAUAAAUGGAGGACCGCCAGCUGCUGAGUCACAGUGAGGGCACAUCUGCUUGAAGGAAGAAAGGGAGGGAGGGAGGGAGGGCCUGGCGCACAGUGCAGAGCUGAGAGAUGCUCCGGUUUCCCAUAAGAGUCUCUUCUACUUCAGCCCCCACCUCUGGCUCCAAUCCUGUAACUAUCACCCCCUUCCCCUUACAGUUAUAAUUCUUACCCAUCUUUUCUCGAUCUUCAUAUUUUCAAUCUUCAUGCAGUAGUAGAGCAAGUAAGACACCUCAGAAUUGCACCAUUAGAUUAAGAGGGAGAACCGGGGAAGUGUGUGGGUUUGGGUUUUUACAGAAUGAAUGACUCACUUGCACCAUGCGCACCCGAGAUCUGAAAAUGCAGAAACCACAGGCGUCUGUUCUUGCGCUCAUGCUUAAGGUCCUGCUGCCAUCUGGUGGCAGUGCAGAAGAUGGCUGCCUCCUGUCCACUGACCCUGCUGCCCUCUUUCCUCAUGUUGACCGGAACCAUUUGCACCUGAACACUUUUUCAAAUAUGUGAAAGGGUGGGUGGGUGGGUUUCUUGUGGCUUUAGUAGUUGUGAGUGCAGAAGAUGGAAUUUCAGCAGACACAGCUAUUACCUCCUUUCAGGUCUGACUUUAUCAGCCAAAAGCCUCUUCUCUUUACAGGAGCUGUGCAUGUAUCAGAAUGUAGAUUUGUAUGACUCUAUUAAUUAAAUGUCUGUUUAAUUCAGUGGAUUGAAAGAUAAGGUCCAAUAUUAUGUGAUAAAAUAUACCUGUUUAAAGCUAUAAGCCAAUGUACUCUUACCUUUGAGAAGCAUUUGAGAACUGCUUGCUUGAGAUUUGCCAUGCCUCAAAAGGAGGCAGUGUCUUCACUCCCCAUUUCUUAACUUUUCUAGAAUAGUUUUCACUCUUUCUACCUCCAGGGGACAUUUUACAUGUUGAAUUACCUGCAACAGAUAAAUAUUAUUAUUUUUUUUUAAAAAAGAAUUACCUGCAACAGAUUUCCUGUACAUUGCAGACAUUAGAAUGCACACUCCGUAUUGGCCUGACCUAUGGCAAGGAGCACGGGGCUUUCAGGAAAGCUUGUCUGCCAUUGUGUAUGUUCUUGCGGAGUAAUUCCUGAUUUAAACUUCCAGUAAAGCAAAGGUUCCUUCCUUCCUUACUGUUGGAAAACUACUGCCCUGGAACCGUAAAAGUAUUUCUCCUGUCUUGAACCAGAUUCACUUAAACAUUCUUAGAAAAGUAUUUAACUUUUAUACCACUCUAUAUAUCAAGAAGCUUUUGAUUUCUGUUCUCACCUCAUUCCUUUAGUACAAUUCCAAAGUUUUCUUAACACAAUAUCCCUGGUAUGUGGUUGUAACUCAAUACCUAUGGAGUGUUUUUUUCUUCUCUCACAGGUUAUCAAAGAAUUUUUUAAUGAAUCAUGGAUAGAGCGGUCAGGCGCCCCGAUGUCCGAACCACUGCUAACCUCACUAUGGGCACUCUCUGUGUCAAUUUUCUCAGUAGGAGGAAUGCUUGGCUCUUUCUCUGUUGGACUUUUCGUCAACCGAUUUGGCAGGUACGUUGGGGGAAUAUUCUGGACUACGGAGCAGUUUCCGCCUCCAUUUUGAAGAACAAGAAGGGAUAAGAGGAAAUUAGCUCCAUUACAGAAUGGACAGAGAAUUCAAUUCCAUAAUGAUCAUUGUGUCACACUUUGGGGGAAUGUCUAGUAUGGAAGUACUAAGAAGGCAACUUGCCCUACCAGAAAGCAUAUUUUGGGCAGCAUAUUUUGGGUGCCAUUAAGGACAACAAAUUGCACAGGCAGAGGGGAACAAUGGAGCCCAAUCCACCAGGAAGAGCUUCUGCACAGGCCCCCUCGAAACGAGUCUGCUUUGUUCUCCAGUGUGGUUUCUUUGCACAUGAGAAUGUCCCAGUGAUGGAUUAUGACCCAUAUUAAUUAGGGGUGCAUGGUGCCACUUGGAUUUUCUGUUUGAAUAAGUAACACCACUUUGGGCAUAUUUAUAUGGAAAAGCGGUAUAUAAAUUGAAAUAAUGAUACGAUUUUUCCCCUCCUGUGCAGGCGAAACUCUAUGUUGCUGGUGAAUAUUUUGCCCAUUUCAGGAGGCAUUUUGAUGGGCUUCUCCCGAAUGGCAAACGCUUUGGAAAUGUUUAUUGCUGGCCGGCUUGUUGUUGGUAUCUACUGCGGCCUCUGCACUGGCUUUGUGCCCAUGUAUAUCAGUGAGGUCUCCCCCACUGCCUUGCGAGGAGCUUUUGGCACACUGAAUCAGCUGGGUAUUGUCGUGGGUAUCCUGGUGGCACAGGUAAGGAUGAUUACAAAGCCACGCAGCUAAGUGGUUCAUUGGUAUUGCUGGAAGGGAGUUAAUGACCAGGUCCCAACUCUGUGCACCUGGGAGUAAUCCCUGUUGAGGACCAUGGACUUAAUUCUAAAUUAAACAUGCAUAAGAUGGGUUCAGUUGGCUACUUGGAAAAUAGUUUAUGGCUAGUUGAUAAGGCUGCUGGCAGGGACUGUCUUGUUUUGUUAUUGACCUCAUGUAAGUUACUCUGGGGGGACUCGGGUGGUGCUGUGGUCUAAACCACAGAGCCUAGGGCUUGCCGAUCGGAAGGUCUGUGGUUUGAACCCCCUUGACGGGGUGAGUUCCCAUUGCUCAGUCCCUGCUGCUGCCCACCUAGUAGUUCGAAAGCACAUAAAAGUGCAAGUAGAUAAAUAGGCGGGAAGGUAAACAGUGUUUUUGUGCGCUGCUCUGGUUUUGCCCUGUGGUCAUGCUGGCCACAUGACCCAGAAAAACUGUCUGCAGACAAAUGUCCGCUCCCUCGGCCAGUAAAGCGAGGUGAGUGUCACAACCCCAGAGCCGUUCACGACUGGACUUAACUGUCAGGGGUCCUUUACUUUUUAAAAGUUACUCUGGGAGCUUUUUUCAGAUUAAAGCUGAAUGUGCUUAAAGUAAAUGAAUGAGGAUUCAUUCAGGAAAGGAGAUGCUACAUUACAAAGAAUCAUUCCUUCCUAUCAUUGAACCUGGGUGGAGUUCUGUAGAGGUGGGCUAGGGAUCAUCAACAAACUACCAUUCCUCGUGGGAAGAAUCCAUGCUUCUUUAUGGGAAGCCAUAGAUUGUUAUAAACGUCUAGUUAUGCUGCACGUAACUUUCAGUUUCUGGGAAUAUAGCUCAUAAGCGUUUUGUCUUGUCUUUCUCUCCACCAACGUCUACAAUCAGGUCUUUGGCCUAGAUGUCAUCCUGGGAACUAAAACUCUCUGGCCAUUGCUGGUCGGACUCACUGUUGUCCCAGCCGUCUUGCAGUGUGUAGCACUGCCCUUCUGUCCUGAGAGCCCACGAUUCCUGCUGAUCAACAGGAUGGAGGAAGAGAAAGCGCAUGCAGGUAACCACCGAGUAAUGAAGUGAUCCAAUCCCUUGGCUUGCAGCAGCGUAGCCUCUUCAUUAUCCUUAUGGGUAGCUCACAGGACAGUCUACUCCCUUCCAGAAGCUAUAAGGGGAACUGCAACUACCACACACUACCAUCACCUUUCUUGUGUACGUCCCAUGAUGUUCUGUCCGCACUAUUGGCCAUGCAUAGCUAUGAAGUAUAGAAGAAGGUACUGCCCACUUGAGCAGCCAUUUUUUAAAAAUGGCAUUUUAUUGAUUAAAUGCUGGUUACUGAGGCAGCAUGAUUUUAAAACUGAUUUUCAAAAUGAGCACUGAUGCUUUUUCAUCUGAGCGCUACUGCAUAAAUAAUUGUAAUUUUUAAAAGAAUUAGCCAAAAAGAUUAGUAAAACAUUAAAAUGGGAGCCACUGGAAAGAUAAUAGGUUCACCUGCCAAACUGUCACUACCCACAUCAAAACCACACCUCUAGAAGGUAGCAUCGAGAACCGCCAACACCUGCCGUGAUUGCUGUAUUGUUAGAUUCUUUUCUCUAAUUAUCAUAUUUUCUGAGAAAAAUCUGAUUGAGAAAACAGUACAACGAAAACAUAGAAGCAUGGAAAUCCUGGCUGGCCCUUUCAAUUCCUCUUUGUCUUGUCUUCUCCAAAACUUGAACUGGACUCAGUCAAGUUGUUUUGUGGGUUGUGUGAAUGGUUUCUGUUUCACAGAGGGACAUAAGAAACCCAGAAUAUUCCUGGGUCUUGCCAUAAGGUUUGCUUCUGUGCCAGUACCUGCCUGCAAUGGGAAAAUGCAGAAACAUGAGUAGAAAGGGGAAAGUCUGAGUGUUACCCAUAGGAUUUUUUUGGGAAUUCCUUCCUGGAUCUGUGAGGGUAUCAACUUGCCUCAACUAUGAAUGGAAGCAUCUCCAGGUGUGGGAGAUCUCAGCCUAAUUACAGUCGUUGACAUAUUAUAGCAGGCAUGGCCAAACUUUGCUCUCCAGCUGCUUUGGGACUCCCAUCAUCCCUAGCUAAUGUGACCAGUGGUCAGGGAUGAUGGGAAUUGUAGUCCCAAAACAACUGGAGGGCCAAGUUUGGCCAUGCCUGUGUUAUAUCUCUCUCUCUCAAUGUACAUGAGAGAACAAUGCCAUAAGCAAGAGAAACUGUCCCCUACUGAGAAUUUGAAUUUAGCCAAUGGGGAAAGCAGCAAGGAAAAGUGGAGAGAGAAUCAAGAGGCAGCAAGAGAUCUGUAUUUGUGAGCAAAUACAGUUAAAAAUACUUUGAUUUUGUUAAAGUUGGUGAUGAGGAUUAAUGGGUUAGACCAAAGGCCAGUUGACCUCAUGAGUUGAGCAGAAGAAUAGACUAGGCAGCUGGCUUCAUCGUCACGAAGAAGUGAACUCUCAGGGUAGGAGGACAUUAUCACUGUCGCGUUGUGCAUAAUUCUAAUGUUUGAUUCCUCCUGCCAGUUCUCCAGAAGCUCCGUGGCACCCAAGAUGUGUCGAGUGAUAUUCAGGAGAUGAAAGAAGAGAGCGCCAAGAUGUCUCAAGAGAAGAAAGUGACCAUUUCUGAGCUCUUCCGUUCCCCCAGCUACCGCCAGGCCAUCAUCAUUGCCAUUGUGCUUCAGCUCUCCCAGCAGCUGUCCGGCAUCAAUGCAGUAUGUUGCUUUCUUCUGAGCGCAUUCCCUGAGCACUUUUCUCUUGCAGCCAAAUACUUUUGCCAUGCAGAAGGAGGCGGCCAUGUUCUAAAUUGCUGGCUGUGUGGAUGGGCCAGUUCCUGUUGGAGCUCAUCUUUGAAGCAGAGAAUAGUGAUUAUGGGCUUGUAGGAGAACCUUAGUCACAGUAACUGAGGCCCCAGUCCCUGGAUAUAAAAGUAGGAACAGCUGCAAUCCACAUGAAAGGACUGUUAUGAGGCUUAAAGAUAGCAGGGGAUUUUGUUACCUGCCCUCAAUCUUAGCAACAGUUAAGCAAUGCAGUGGUCAAUCCUGCGCACACUUACGUGGUCAGAAUUCCCAUUAUACUCUGUGAGAUUUGCUUCUGAGUCAAUAGGCACCAGGCAAAAACGUUCCUUUAUAACCAGGCCUUUGGUUGACAUCCUAUGCCCUUUUAAAAUGUGGCUGUUUCUUUGGGGAGGGGUGUUAUUGGGUUGUUGUUAUACUUUGAUUAUAUAGUGGUUUUUAUGUUGACCUUUUCUGUGAACCACCCUGAGACCUCUGGGUAUAGGGUGGCAUAUAAAAUGAAUAAAUAAUAAUGAAUAAUAAUAAGAUAGACGUUGAAUUUCCCUGCUUAGCAUUAAGAACAAGGUGAGCUCCAGACACCAGCAGUGACAAAUAUUUAUCUGCCUGUAGGUCUUUUACUAUUCUACUGAGGUUUUUGAAGAUGCUGGAGUGAAACAGGCGGUGUACGCUACCAUUGGUGCCGGUGUGGUCAACACCAUCUUUACAGUUGUAUCGGUAAGUAGUCUUUGGCAACAUGGCAUUCAUGUACUUUAUAGCUGAGUCAAAGUCUCCCCUCUCCUUCCCUUUAUAUUUAUCUUUAUAUCUAGAACAAUAGGGAGGGAGGUAAAUAUAUGGCUAGAAUUCAGGGUGGGUACUCAGUCCUGUGACCCUGUGCUUAAUUGUUCUCCCCACUGGGCAACAUUUUCUUUUCGAAACAGGGAGCGUUGCUUCCUUCUCCUUCCUUCUUUCCCGAUUGUGUUGCCCUGAAGCCAGAUCUGCCUGUGGGCAGGAGGCAGUUUCCUCGUUUGUCCCUGUCACGAGAGAGGAUGGAAUGCUGCUGCUGCUACAUGGGGAAUAACAGGGUCGCCCCUGUUUGCGUUCCUCCCCACCCCCACAAGCACGGAAAUGUUUCCCAGCUAUAGAACAGCAAACUCGGAGGUGGCGUUUCUUGUCUAACCAAAGUGACUUCAGAUAUUAUAGCAGUACUACUUGAGCUAUGAGUUUUAAUUCAGUUCGUCAGUUGGCCUUUGUUCUCAUGGGUUAUCAGAGUAGAAAAUGAAAAGGGUAGUUGUUUUUUAUAUAUUUGAAUGGUCUAUCUUUAUAUAUAUUAAAAAUGACUGGUAGUCUUUGCUUAUUAAAGUGUUAGGGUACUGUUUCAGGGUUGGGGGAUGGAGAAGAGAUUUCAGUUAAGUUGGGAUGCAAAUUCACAGGACACUUCACCAGCCUGAUGGUUGUUAUGAUCAUCAUUCAGUUACAAAAGGUAGUAGGUCCAGUCACAGACAACUCUGGGGUUGUGCGCUCAUCUCGCUCUGUAGGCCGAGGAAGCUGGCGUUUGUCUGCAGACAGCUUCCAGGUCAUGUGGCCAGCAUGACUAAGCCACUUCUGGUGAACCAGAGCAGCACACUGAAAUGGUGUUUACCUUCCCGCCAGAGCGGUACCUAUUUAUCUACUUGCACUUUGAGUGCUUUUGAACUGCUAGGUGGGCAGGAGCAGGGACCGAGCAACGGGAGCUCCCCCCAUCGCGGGGAUUCGAACCGCUGACCUUCUGAUUGGCAAGCCCAAGGCUCUGUAGUUUAGACAAACUCUGAAGAGGAGGCAGUGCUUAAGUUUGGAGAGAGCGCUUGCCACCAAAAGCAACAUUUUAUUUUUCUUCCCGUUUCCCAGCUCUUCCUUGUGGAGCGCGCAGGCCGCAGAACACUCCACUUGAUUGGCUUAGGAGGCAUGGCCAUCUGCGCCGUCGUCAUGACUAUUUCCUUGGCCUUGAAGGUAAGCCGUCACCAUCCCCACUUCCUGGUGCGUCCGCAGUGUCUUUGGGGUCAAAACGGAUCAGGCAUACAUGCAAGUGUAAUGAAAAGACAGGAAAUGGCUUGCAGGUUGGAAUCAUUAUAAUAGUAUUGCAGCUGAUUUCUCACAGGCCAGGAUGUACCCUAGUCCACUAGCAAGCAAGACAGCCACAACCAGAUCACCCUUAUUUUGGAGGUCAUGGUUCCCCCCUCCCCAUGUUGUCCUCACAACAACCCAGAGGCUGAGAGGCAGUGACUGGCCCAAGGUCACCCAGUGAGCUUCAUGGCUGAGUGGGGGUUCAAUCCCAGGUCCUACUCCAACCCUCUAACCAUUGCUGGUUCUCAUAGGUGUGCUUAUUUGCUUCAGGCUAUUGCUUCUCACAGGCUUGGCUCAAAGGUUUUUUGCAGGGAAAAAAUGCAGGUAGCUUGCACCUGGAUUCAGAUCUAGUCUUGAGUCGGGAAAUCUGGCGGCUGGGUUUUUCUUUCUUAGCUUCAGGCCCCUUUCUGCAAAAUAUAAAUGAAAAUGAAGCAGAUACAGAUUCAGACUCUAAAAUACUUUGCAAGACACAGGCAUGUUUGCACUCUUCUGUCUCAAAAUUGCUAACUGCUGUUAAUUCUCUUUCUCUUUGUAACAGGGCAUUGUAUCCUGGAUUGGCUACGUCAGCGUUGUUGCCACGUUAGCCUUUGUGGCUCUCUUCGAAAUUGGCCCUGGCCCAAUCCCCUGGUUCAUUGUGUCUGAACUGUUCAGCCAGGGGCCUCGUCCCGCAGCUGUGGCUGUAGCUGGCCUUUCCAACUGGACGUCCAAUUUUCUAGUGGGCAUGCUGUUUCCGAUCCUCAAGGUAAGAGAGUUGCUUUGAGCAAUGUAUCACGAGCUGUGUAUUGGGUAGUUAACAGCAUAGCCAAAUCACAAUGUCAGGCUCCUGUCCCAAGGAGUUCUCAGUCUAAAAUCGAAUAGAAUGAGAAAGGUCAGAGGGCAAGCAAGGGCACUGAGAGGUGAAAAUGAGCAAACAAGAGUUUGUCACACUUGAGAAUAGUGGUUCGGAGGAGCUUUAGUGAGUGGUUUGCUGGUGUGAUAACAUUUGGGAAAGUGUUUUCUUUGCAACUUGCAAGGAUUAAAAUAGGCUUGCAUUGGCAUGAUACACGUCCGUCCGGUUGUGCAGGAGCCCCACGCAGAGCCUGGAAUUUGGCCUAUGCAUACUGCAUGAAUGGGAAUGAGAGGGAGAGAGGAGAAAGAGGUUUCUGGAUGCCCUGACCUGUCAUCCCUUCUCCUAUUGGUUGCUCAGUUAGCAGCCACACACACAGGUCAACUUGGGCCAAAGCUCUUUGCUUUUCUUGUGAACCCUCAAGUGGCCAAGUCCUCCUGGUCUGAAAAAUGCCGCAAUGGGAAGGCUUCCUGCCACAGGGCAUGUAACAGCCGCAGAACUCAGGGCAUGAUGUAGGAGAGCUAGUGAGAAGCAUGUGCUACACGCAGAGGACUCUGAUGAUGGACCCCAUAGCUAUGUUUUUCAUUUCAGGCCUGUGACCUUACUGAGGUAUAACUCUUUCUCUUUUCUCCCUCGCAGAAUGUCCUCAAACAUUAUGUUUUCCUCAUCUUUGUUGGUUUCCUCAUCUUCUUCUUCAUCUUCACCUUCUUUAAAGUCCCUGAGACAAAAGGCCGGACUUUUGAAGAGAUCUCCAGUGGCUUUGAAAGGAGAAGAGAGGAUGGUAUUUUUCCAGCAACCAUGGAAAAGGGGCCAAUGGUGGAACUGACUAGCAUACAGCCCACUAAAGAUGUUGCACCAAAUAUUUAACAAUGUUCUGUUCUUGACACUUUCUCGGUUCUGAGGAUAAUCCUCACAGGGGGGAAGCAGAGAUACUUUUUUAAUUGCUGCUAUUUCUUCAUUUCCCCGUCAGCCUUUCCUUGUGUGCCAAGACUCUUGCCACAUGCUAAAACAAGUUAAAUGCAGGGAAACUUGCCUUGCUUACAGUGCGGGAAGGCAAUACGGCUUUAUCAUUCUCCCUACAUUGCUCCUUUCCCUGUCACUCAUUCAUAGAGACCUAAGAAAUGGCUCCCUCCCCCGCCUCUAUUUAAUACAUUCUCCUUGCAUCAUUACAUGGGGCUAACCCUGUAUAAGGGGGUUCUGGUCAUUUACAGCCUUGAAGUAAAUUAUUUUCCUGUAAGUGAACUGAUGGCUUCUCCUAUGGUCCUUCUCUUGCCAGAGUGUUUUCUACAGUGUGGAUGUGGGGAAUGGCUGCCCAGAAUUAUUUAAAUCAUGGGUGUGCAUGGGAAAGAGCUAUUUAUUUCAUCAAAUGGGAGUUUGCUUCAUCUUCGGGAAAUAGGGAUAAAGAGAAAAGUCCCGCCCCCUUUUGUACUAUUCGAGAAAAAUUGUUUACUAGAGUUUAUUUAUUCCUGUGUCAUUUUGCUUGUAAAUAUUUAUUUUUAUGUAGAAUAGAAGGAAGUGUGGACUGGGAAUCACUAUGACUGUCAAAGCAUUUUGGUGGUAGGCAGUGAAAUACCAAAGAGGAAAAGGUCACUCUGUAGGUGGUGUACGGUCCUGCGGAGAUUGUGCUUAUCACUUUUUAAGGGUCUACUGUGCUGUUAGGAAAACUGAGCCGUGGAGAGAACAAGCCUGUAGUUCUAUGGACGCUUCUGUGCUUACCAGACUAUUUGGUGAAUGUGUUGAAUACCUGUCGUUAAGUAUUACUUGAACAUUGUAAUGCUAAAGUAAAGAAGGCAUUGCAACUUGAUGGAUUCAGUCAUCCCAUUUCCAGCUUAUAGGCUGGAGGCCAUUUCUUGUAGUGAUUUUUUAAGACAUGAAUGAAUGUCCUGUGGCUGCUAAUGUGUGAACGUAUUAUUCAGGAAGGGGGACAUAAAUGUCUUAUUUCGAGACCCAUCCAGUCUUUAUGGACAUCAGUAUUUGUAGGGUCUCCUAAUUUGCAUUUGCAAUAUGAGAACUGAACCUUUCUGUGAGGGCAUCCACCUCACACUCUGCACUAGUGAGAAGUGAAAAACCAUCUCUGGAGGCCUCUCUGUAGGUUCCCCUCCAUUCCUCUUCUUUUCGAAGUAGACACAAUUCUGUAUCACAUUUUCAAGCAUAUUAGGGUCCUGGAAUUCACAGUGUCUCUUAAAGGCAUUGUGAAGUAGUAGGAUGACAUUGACCUACUGUGUCUUGUGGCAGUCAUGAUAGUUUAGUGGUUUGUUCUCUCUCUCUCCGUCUCUCUUUUUAAAAAGAGUAACACAACAGAUGGUAUUUAUGAAAUUGAAACGAAACUAGUUUUCCAAAAUGUAUUUUUGUAAUUAAUUAUUUUAUUAUUAAAUGAAGUAUGUGGCAAUUUAUUGACAAGAAAUAGCUUUGGGCUGCAGACGAUAGAAUGUAGGAAUAGAGACUAAAGCUACUAAAACUGGAUACUAAAAAGUUGUAACCCCAUUUAUCUGAAGAGCCUGAGAUCUCAAAUAUUUGUUAGCCAGAACCAGGGCUUAUUUUACUUGAGAUUUCGCUAACUCUCGUCUUGCGGGGAAUGUUCUGUUACAGGUACAGAUAUAUGACGUAGUGCAAUAUGCUAGCAUUAUGUUUGUUUUAAUUCAUUCCGCUUGAAGAGGAAGCCAGUAUGUAUUCAUGAUCUCUUCCCUGUUCAUGCUCAUUAACCCAGUGGGACAAUGUCCAUACUCAGUGACUGCAUGGGAAGAUGUCUACCCUAUAAUCUUAAACCAGUAGUAAAAUAAUACUGUCUCCCUCACCUCUCCAGGGGAACCCUGGGAACUAUUGCUUUGUGACAUCAUCCCUAGUAUGAUGUGGUCUUCCUUGGGGCAUUGAACUUUGGGAGGUUUUGAAGGAAGUGAGUGUCUACUGUCUUGGGAGUACCUGUUACAUUCUUAGCUUGGAAGAGCCUCACUUCCAGAACAACUGAAAAGAGAUUGUCAUAAACACUGGAAAUUGUUACCAUCCGUUUAUAUUGAUUAUUGCGAAUUAUCUUCAUGUUGCUUCUUUUUGCUGCUCAGCCUGUUACAUAAAACUCUUGAGGGUAAUGAGAUGGUGGUUGCAGUAGGAUGCCUGCAAUCACCCUGAAGCAAGAGAGGGACUGGCAGUCCCCAAACUUUCCCUCAUGGCUUGAAAUAUUUGGCAUCCAGUAAAGGCAUGAAUAGCCUGUUUUGACACAAUCUCCUUGGGCUUCCAAGAUGGAUGGAAGCCUCUUUUUGUGCAGCAGAAGAGGAGAGGCAGCUUCAAGUGUCAAGCAUUGUGGUUACACUCUUUUAAAAAUCCAUAAUUUCUUUACCCAAAUAUCUAUCCCCUCACAUCCACUCCCCAUUUUUGAAUCCUGCUUUCUCUUUUUUUGAGUUCACACUUCUUUUUAUUUUUUGACCUUCAGUCCCGUCCCCCCCAGCAUCUCUUCCAAAUGGGGUGGCAAAAGCAUUCCUGACCUUGCAUUCCACACUUCGUGCAAUGCCUUGGGUUGAAAUUGUGUAACUCACUUGUUCCUUUUUGUUUUCUGUACUGUGAAUAUUUCCAGUGGGUUUUAUAAUUUUUGUUAUUGUGAAUGUGUUGGAUGUUUUUAAAAUAAAAGGUUUCGGUGGAAAUACUGCA
Molecule: messenger RNA, 26442 nt
Organism: Podarcis lilfordi (Lilford's wall lizard)
Lineage: Eukaryota; Metazoa; Chordata; Lepidosauria; Squamata; Lacertidae
Source: the annotation of a GenBank genome assembly